Molecule: messenger RNA, 3342 nt
Organism: Labrus mixtus (cuckoo wrasse)
Lineage: Eukaryota; Metazoa; Chordata; Actinopteri; Labriformes; Labridae
Gene: cavin1a
Product: caveolae associated protein 1a
Exons: 2
Coding region: 303-1574 (423 amino acids)
Biological process (GO): transcription initiation at RNA polymerase I promoter; termination of RNA polymerase I transcription
Cellular component (GO): caveola; cytoplasm
Molecular function (GO): rRNA primary transcript binding
Source: RefSeq, a predicted model, not a curated record
UUUCACAGGGAGCAGAGGCAUUUGAGUCGGGGCACACAUGCCUCAUCUGUGAGAGGCCCUACUCCCCUUGGCUGGCUGGCAUCCCAGAGCAGAGGCAGAGAGAGAGACAGUGUGUGAGACCGAGGGUGAAGAGAACGUUUGAAAGUAAGGUAGAGUAGAAAAAGGGAAACAGGGGUUUGAGAAAGUUUCUGAAAGAAAGAAAAGAAGAUUAGAGACCGAGCAGGGUGGCUCCUGCAGGUUGUCUUUCACUAGUGUAUUUUUAUCCCUACUGAGCAGGCGGUGUGUGCUUGGAGUUGACAGCCAUGGCGGAUACAGGUGUCAUGAAGAAACACCAAGCAGAAGUGCCCUAUGAUGAUGAUGAUGAUGAGGAGGUUUCUCUGGUGGGUGCUGCCACUGAGCCAGCAGUCGAUGACGACGACCCUGACGAGGAGGAAGACCUGGUGCUGGCGUCUGGUCCGAGAGGCAAGAGUGAAGCGCAGAUGAACGGGAUCAUGGUCCUGUCUCUGCUGGAUAAGAUUAUCGGGGUGGUAGACCAGAUCCAGUUGACCCAGAAUGGCCUCGAGGCUCGGCAGGAAUCCAUGGAGAAGUCGGUGUCGUCCAUCCAAGGGGAGCUGGCCAAGCUGUCCAAGAACCACGUCGCCACGGCCAGCACCGUCAACAAGAUGCUGGAAAAGGUUCGCAAGGUCAGCGUCAAUGUGAAGACGGUGCGCAGCAACCUGGAGAAGCAGGCGGGCCAGAUCAAGAAGCUGGAGAGCAACGAGAGUGAGCUGCUCAAGAGACGCAACUUCAAAGUCCUCAUCUACCAGGACCAAGUGAAGCCACCAAAGACCUCCAAGUCCAAGACGGCAGAGAUGGCAGCUGAAGGUACAGCAGUGGAGGGGCUUGAGCAGAUACCUGAGGAGGGUAAAGAGGGUCUCCCCGACAAUCUCAAUUCAGACGAGGAGGUGGAGAUUGAAGAGAUCGUUGAGGAGUCUCGUACCAAACGCCUCCAACGCUCUACCAAGCAGCAAGUGGACAACAUAAAGAAAGCCUUCUCCAAAGAGAAAAUGGAGAAGACCAAGCUAAAAACCAAGGAGAACUUGGAGAAGACCAAGCAAAGAACCCGUGAGAACCUGGAGAAAACAAGACAGAGGACCCGUGACAACUUGGAGAAAACCAAACACAGCCUUGAAACGAAGAUUGGCAAGCUUGGGACCCGCAUGACACCCAACCUGGAGCGCAGGGUGAAGAUGAAGAGCUCCAAAGACAAGGUGAAGAAGUCCCUAAGCCCCGACCACACGGUCUACGCUCGCUCCAAGACAACGGUGUACCGAGUCCCUCCCUUCACUUUCCAUGUUAAGAAGAUCCGAGAAGGUAAGGAGGAGGUGCUGCCGAACGCAGAGAUGGUAGAGGUGACCGAGACCGAGGGCGAGCCGGUCGGAGAGGAGAACGGCCUUGGAGUGCAUGUGGAGGUGGAGGAAGGGGAGCUAGUGAGCGUUGACAGCCCCGAGAUGGAGGAUCUGUUGGAGGUGAAUGAAGACUCUCAGCUGGUCAGGGUGGAGCCAGAGCACCUAAAGAAGGCCCAAAGUGAAUAGAGCGUCCCAGAUCUGCCGUGCUAUAAGGGAAAAGAUGAAAGGAUGAAGAGGGGAAGAGAGUUUGAGAAAUUAGUCUAAACACAAGGACACAAUAUUAGUCGUAGAGACUUCAUAGACGUGAUAUCAAUCCAUGUUAUCUCAUGUGUUGUCUGUUCUCUUUUUAUUGUACCACACAGGGAUUACUUUCAUAUUUGCUCUGCUUUAAAAAACAAAUAAGAAAAACAAAAUAUAAAACAAAGCACAUAUAUAAAUAUUGAAACAUGCCACAGUCUGACUGGUUAUCUUAGAUUUGAAUACUAAGGGUGUUUGCUGUUUCUUGUUUGUUUGAUAAAUUGAGUGACUAUAAGAAAAAAAGAUAUAGUUUAUUUUAUCGAGCUGUAAUGUAUCAUGUACUAUUUUCCAUGAAUGACAUGCACAUUAUUAGGUGCUGUAACCAGAGAUCGUCGGUUGGAUGUAUGCAUAUAUGGAGGGUUUAAGGGAUGUUUUGCACAUGCAAAUUAUGAUAAUGAACAAAUAGAAAAUGUUUAGGCCAUAAGGAGACAUGAAAACAAAGUCCUGAGGAAGCAGGGCAGGAUAUGAGAAGGAAUGGAUUUAGAAUAUAUAUUUCCCUAAACGCAUAAGCAUUAAACUUAUUAAGCAUAUAAACUUAUAAGCAUUAAACUUAUUAACUUCCAGUCACUCAGGAGUCCUGCCAAAAACUCAAAUGUACUUGGUGCCACUGUCAAUUACAAUGUAAAUGAAUUGAAUGUAGCAGUAUGAUGUCAGAAAAAUGAUACAGGGUACAGUUAAACAGUUAUGAAUCUAAACUUUUAGAACUUUAAAUCUCUAUUUACUUUUUUAUUUUAAGAACUAAUGUGUUCCCUUUUUAAAGACAUUAUAUCAAUAAAAUAAAAUAUAUACAUAUAUUUAAUUUAAAGAGCACCUUCAAAGUCCUUUCCCAGGUAAAAGAAAAUCAAACCAUAAGCAGCAUUUCGUACAGCUGGAAGUGGUAAAUAGUGAAACAUUCAUAUAUACAUCAAAGACAGCAAGACAAAACCCUGCAUGUACAUUUUUGUGCUUUGAUUUUUUUUAAAAAGACACUAAUAAAGAAUUAUGAAUCUUUGAAGGAAUCAGUAGUCCACCAAUGAGUUUGAAGAUGUACUUUCUGCCUUCUUUAUUCUGUGGUUGUUCAUUCAUAACUUUAAUCUAUAAUUUAAAUCAAAAGUUAAAGCUGACAUCAAAGAGCUUUAGAAAGUCACCUUUGCUGCAGUUUAUCUUAAAUUAGAACCUGGUUUAAAAAAUACUAACUGCAGUGCUUUGAUGUAUAAUUCAACAUGGUGUAUUUAUUGUAUCUGGACUUGUUGUACUCAUCUACUUUCACUUAGCAAACAUUUGCACGCAGGGGAAUAAAUAUGAGUGUCAUUAUGAUUGUACUGUAUUUAGUCACCAUGGUCACGGCUCAUCACAGUAAAUUUGAACAUCCCUAUUUAAUUUCCCUCUGUAAUCUGUAAUUUUAUGCUGAAAAAUGACGGUCUCAAGAGCAAGAUUACAGUUUGAUGACUGACUACAUGUGUUAUUAAAUUGCAGAUACGAUCCUAAAUCUAGUCAAAGUCAUACCGUGCAAUACUACAUUUUGUAUGUAUGGAGUGGCACUUUUAUAAAUGAUUACCCGAACAUCACGGUCCAGUUCAUAAACGUUUUUGCAGAAACCAGGUGCUGUCUUGUGUACUUCAUCUGAAGGGGUAAAGGAUGCUUUGACAAUUGGGUUGUAACUAUUAUAUACUAUAAA